AUGUUGGAGCAAUCGAAGAAUAUUUUAUACAGGAUUGGCAAUUCAACCAUAGAUACUUUCGAUAUCUUUGGUUAACUGCCAAACUUCAGAGUCCUUGAAAAAAAUAAAUACACUUCUAUCGUAGGUUGUUGUAUGACCUUUAUAAUUGGAACAGCUACCUUAAUUUAUUUAGUGACUGAAAUAACAACUCUUUUACAGAAGGCUGAACCUAAUGUUGUUACAUCUGAGUUGCAGAUAUUUGACUCAACAUCUUUCCCACUUUAUAACGAUAACUUCACUCUUGCAGUCACAAUAGCUACUAAAAAUUCAGAACCCAUAUUGGGGCAACUGAAAUAUUAUAACUUGACAAUGAGUCAUUGCAUCAGAGAAAGAUUGUUGGAUGAAGCAACAGGAAAGGUUUAGGUGAAAUUAAACUGUUCUGAUUUGCCAAUCGCACCUUGUAAAACCGAAGACUUUGAUAAUGAAUUAUAAAAAGAUUUUUUCAAAAAUACUAGAUUAGGUGUUGUCCAAUGUAUAAAUCGAACCCGGCUCAGAAAUAAUCCCCCUGUAUUAUUCGCAUCUUAAUUCAAGGUUCUGUAAGGCCAAAUCUCUGGAUACAAGUACUAAUACUUGGUAAUUGAAUUGAGCAUAUGCAAAAAUAAUACAGAUUAUUAAGGUUGUGCUCCAAUCGAAGAAAUUAAGAAGGUAUUAUCAGCAGGACACUAUUCUGUGUAUGCAAGCGAUUAUUUGAUGCAAUUAAAUCAUCCUGGCAAACCCUACUCAUAAUUCAUAAAUUUAGAUAUUAAUAGUUUCUCCAUAUCAACUUCUAAAAUGUUAUAAUGGACAUACAGAAUAUCUGAAAUUCAUACUGACGAUGGAUUACUGUUUUCUACAGAUGAUGUAGAGUUAAAUUUAAGAAAAUAAGACAGAAGAGAAUAUACUGAGUUAUAUAAUGAUGAUUAUCUUGUCUACCAUUAUAUAUAACUAGAUUACAAGGAAACUGUCUAUCGCAGAUCCUACAUUAAGAUUCAGACAAUAUUGAGUAAAAUUGGAGGAAUUUGGUAAUUGUUUGUGAUUAUUGCUGCCUUAAUUUUAAAUCCUCUAAUAAAUAAUCUGAUGACUAUUUCAAUAGCGAAUGAAUUAUAUCGAUUUCCUAAUUCUUAAAAACAAUAAAAUAUGGAGAUAAUCAAUCUAUAAUAAAGUGACUAAGUUGUUGAUGUCAAUGAAUCAAUUCGACGGUCCAGAGAAGCAAAUCUAGAUGAAAACCUUUCAAAUGGAAUAUAUGAAUCUCUUCUGAUACUCUUAGGUUGUCAUAAAAAGAAAAGAGAAUUGUUUGGUUAAGUGAAACAAUAGAUUCUCGCUUAAAUGGAUGUGGUUAAGAUCAUACAAAAAUUACAUGAAAUUGAUCUGCUCAAAUUCAUAUUAUUGAAUGAUGAAUAGUAUAAAUUGUUUGAUCUAUUACCUAAACCUAUUCUCUAAGAUGAAAAACUUCAAAUGGAAGAUAUGAGUAAUGAUUUGGCGUCUGAAGCUGGGGUUCAAAAAAGCUUUAGAGCUAUUAAUAAUAAGAAAUUCCAAUCUAAGAAUCUUAAAGAUUAUUAUUGUUCUUUCUCUUCAUUAUAAUAAGAUAAGGGAAGAAGCAGUGUUGAUGAUAAACUAUUAUCUAUGAUUGAUAGGAAUAUAAUCUAGUUUUUUGAAUAGAUAUAAAUCUCACAAUAACGGCAUGGUAACCUAAGUCCCUUGGAUCCCUUGUUUAGAUCAAGAAUAGAUGAAUCAAUCAUAGAGCCUAAAAUUUAAAGGCCUAAAUGA
Messenger RNA from Paramecium tetraurelia, 1785 nucleotides. RefSeq lists its product as uncharacterized. The transcript has 3 exons. The record is from RefSeq and is a predicted model, not a curated record. Gene Ontology annotation, cellular component: nucleus. Gene Ontology annotation, molecular function: double-stranded DNA binding. Lineage: Eukaryota; Ciliophora; Oligohymenophorea; Peniculida; Parameciidae. Gene Ontology annotation, biological process: reciprocal meiotic recombination.